This is a messenger RNA of Ficedula albicollis (Collared flycatcher), 582 nucleotides long. RefSeq names its product ryanodine receptor 1-like. The record is from RefSeq and is a predicted model, not a curated record. NCBI's taxonomy places the organism in Eukaryota, Metazoa, Chordata, Aves, Passeriformes, Muscicapidae. Gene Ontology annotation, biological process: transmembrane transport; calcium ion transport. The coding region runs from base 31 to 582 and encodes 183 amino acids. The transcript is spliced from 3 exons. Gene Ontology annotation, cellular component: calcium channel complex; Z disc; smooth endoplasmic reticulum. Gene Ontology annotation, molecular function: ryanodine-sensitive calcium-release channel activity.
CCCCCCCUGCCCCCCUGUGCCCAGCUGGUGAUGACGGUGGGGCUGCUGGCCGUGGUGGUUUACCUGUACACCGUGGUUGCCUUCAACUUCUUCCGCAAGUUCUACAACAAGAGCGAGGACGAGGAUGAGCCGGACAUGAAGUGUGACGACAUGAUGACGUGUUACCUGUUCCACAUGUACGUGGGGGUCCGGGCCGGGGGAGGAAUUGGGGAUGAGAUCGAGGAUCCGGCGGGGGACGAUUACGAGCUCUACCGGGUCGUGUUCGACAUCACCUUCUUCUUCUUCGUCAUCGUCAUCCUCCUGGCCAUCAUCCAGGGUGGGCACUGGGGGGUCUGGGGUCAUCAUCAUCCUCCUGGCCUUCAUCCAGGGUGGGCACUGGGGGGUCUGGGGUCAUCAUCAUCCUCCUGGCCUUCAUCCAGGGUGGGCACUGGGGGGUCUGGGGUCAUCAUCAUCCUCCUGGCCUUCAUCCAGGGUGGGCACUGGGGGUGCCUUGCCCCCUCCCCAAAUAAACGCUGCCAAGUGUCGCUGCACCCCCGGCUCAUCACUGCCCCUCUGCGGAGCCCCAAAACGCCGGAGGCCUGA